CUUCCCGCCCGGCCUAGUUCUGCCAAGCGCUGAAUGCCAUCUUCCGCCAGCAUGAGCCAUCACUCGUCGGGCCUUCGGUCCAGCAUCAGUUCCACCUCGUACCGCCGGACCUUCGGGCCGCCGCCCUCACUGUCCCCCGGUGCUUUCUCCUACUCGUCCAGCUCUCGCUUCUCCAGCAGCCGCCUGCUGGGCUCGGGGUCCCCAAGCUCCUCAGCGCGGCUGGGCAGCUUCCGUGCCCCUCGAGCGGCAGCCCUGCGUUUGCCCUCGGAGCGCCUCGACUUCUCCAUGGCCGAGGCCCUCAACCAAGAGUUCCUGGCCACUCGGAGCAACGAGAAGCAAGAGCUACAGGAGCUCAAUGACCGCUUCGCCAACUUCAUCGAGAAGGUGCGCUUCCUGGAGCAGCAGAACGCAGCCCUGCGCGGGGAGCUGAGCCAGGCGCGGGGCCAGGAGCCGGCGCGCGCCGACCAGCUGUGCCAGCAGGAGCUGCGCGAGCUGCGGCGCGAACUGGAGCUGCUGGGCCGGGAGCGCGACCGGGUGCAGGUGGAGCGCGACGGGCUGGCAGAGGACCUGGCGGCACUCAAGCAGAGGUUAGAAGAAGAAACCCGCAAGCGGGAGGAUGCGGAGCACAACCUGGUGCUCUUCCGUAAGGACGUAGACGAUGCCACGCUGUCCCGCCUAGAACUAGAGCGCAAGAUUGAGUCUCUGAUGGAUGAGAUUGAGUUCCUCAAGAAGCUACACGAAGAGGAGCUUCGAGACCUGCAGGUGAGCGUGGAGAGCCAGCAGGUGCAGCAGGUGGAGGUAGAGGCAACAGUGAAGCCAGAGCUGACCGCGGCGCUGAGGGACAUCCGUGCACAGUAUGAGAACAUCGCUGCGAAGAACCUGCAGGAGGCAGAGGAGUGGUAUAAGUCGAAAUACGCUGACCUGUCCGACGCCGCCAACCGCAACCAUGAGGCCCUACGCCAGGCCAAGCAGGAGAUGAACGAGUCCCGACGUCAGAUCCAGAGUCUGACGUGCGAGGUGGACGGGCUGCGUGGCACGAACGAGGCGCUGCUCAGACAGCUGCGGGAGCUGGAGGAGCAGUUCGCCCUGGAGGCUGGAGGGUACCAAGCGGGUGCAGCACGGCUGGAGGAAGAACUUCGACAGCUGAAGGAAGAGAUGGCGAGGCACCUGCGAGAGUACCAGGAACUCCUCAACGUCAAGAUGGCCCUGGACAUCGAGAUAGCCACCUACAGGAAGCUACUGGAAGGGGAGGAGAGCCGGAUCUCAGUGCCGGUUCAUUCCUUUGCCUCCCUAAGUUUAAAGACGACUGUGCCGGAGGUGGAGCCUCUCCAGGAUAGCCACAGCAAGAAGAUGGUUGUGAUCAGGACGAUCGAGACCCGGGAUGGGGAGCAUGUGGUGACAGAGUCUCAGAAGGAGCAGCACAGUGAACUGGACAAGUCUUCUAUUCACAGCUACUGAGUCCUCAGCCAGAGCUCAGACCCUGACCUAAGCCUCUCCUUAAGCCUGAGCCCUACCUAACACUAGUCUGUAACCAGUCCUGCUCUGCAUGUAGACAGCCCCUCCCCACCAAGCUCCAGCCUGAUCCAGAGGCUGGGCCUCUCCUGAUGCGUAGAUGUGACCCAUAGCUUUCCUGUCCUUGUAAGGGGUGAAUGAAGAUACCCAGGACAGCAAAUCUGCUCAAGAAUGACCCCAUGGUCAGUGGGGUAGGCCAGAGUGUGAGACUUACUCUGAGUCAAAUAAAAUCGCUACUGAGAGAAA
This is a messenger RNA of Arvicanthis niloticus (Nile rat), 1758 nucleotides long. RefSeq names its product peripherin (gene Prph). Gene Ontology annotation, molecular function: structural constituent of cytoskeleton. Gene Ontology annotation, biological process: intermediate filament organization. Gene Ontology annotation, cellular component: type III intermediate filament; plasma membrane; axon. NCBI's taxonomy places the organism in Eukaryota, Metazoa, Chordata, Mammalia, Rodentia, Muridae. The record is from RefSeq and is a predicted model, not a curated record.